AUGCCGUGGUCUUUUGCCUUGCCUCAGGCUAUCUUCACAUCGCCGCUGCUUGCGGUCGCGACGCCCAUCGCUGUGGGCACCGCGUCUGCGUUACUUACCAACCGCACAAACACCAAAGAAACCUACCACAAACUCCACCAACCACCCUUCAGCCCACCAGCCUGGCUCUUUGGCCCAGCCUGGACCCUCCUCUACGGGCUAAUGGGCUAUGCCUCCCACCACGCAACAUCACUAGCAUCUCAGUCCCUCCUCCCCGCCGUCCACGAAGCCAAUCGCGCCGCGCAAACCCUCUACACCACACAGCUAGGACUGAACUUUAUCUGGAUGCCGCUGUUCUUCGGAUUGGGCCGACCAGCUACGGCGUUGGUUGAUAUGGUUCUGCUUAUUGGGAAUGUGAGUCUUUUGAUGGCGAAUUGGUGGGAUGGGGAUCGCACGGCGUUUUGGUUGAUGGCGCCGUAUUUGGGGUGGUUGGGCUAUGCGACGUAUCUGAAUGCCGGUGUGGGGUAUUUGAAUGGGUGGACUUUGUAUGGGAAGGAGAGGGAGGAGUAG
Penicillium daleae is the source of this 549-nucleotide messenger RNA. Its product is annotated as TspO/MBR family protein. Lineage: Eukaryota; Fungi; Ascomycota; Eurotiomycetes; Eurotiales; Aspergillaceae. The transcript has 2 exons. The record is from RefSeq and is a predicted model, not a curated record. Gene Ontology annotation, cellular component: mitochondrial outer membrane. Bases 1 to 549 code for a protein of 182 amino acids.